Cololabis saira (Pacific saury) is the source of this 5190-nucleotide messenger RNA. RefSeq names its product proteoglycan 4 (gene tent5d). Lineage: Eukaryota; Metazoa; Chordata; Actinopteri; Beloniformes; Belonidae. Bases 215 to 3877 code for a protein of 1220 amino acids. The transcript is spliced from 3 exons. The record is from RefSeq and is a predicted model, not a curated record. Gene Ontology annotation, biological process: mRNA stabilization. Gene Ontology annotation, molecular function: RNA binding; poly(A) RNA polymerase activity.
CACGCUCCUGGACAGCGCCCGGAUGAGAGCGAGCUCAGGCUGCGUUGUUUGCCUCACACGGAGCGGAGUCGCAUCAGCACCGGGUCUCACACACGUGGAUAGAGAGGAACUCAUCUUCCUUCAACACGGGACCAACUCUUCCCACACCUCUCUUUAGCGGAGGAUAUCAAGGUCCAGUUCCGCUGACAAAGCCAGGAGCAGGUCGCUCCCUCAAAUGCCACAGCAACAGGGCAGCAGCAUGUCUGAAAAGAAAUCCAGUCAGAGGUUUCACAGUUUGAGCUCUGAGCAGGUGGAAGUUCUUCAUCAAGUUCUUUCUGAGGUGGUUCCAAUCCAUGGCCGUGGGAACUUUCCCACGCUGGAGCUGCGUCCCCGUGACAUCAUCAUAGCGGUGCGAGCGAAGCUUCAGAACCAGGGGAUCGUAGUUAGAGACGUCCGUCUGAACGGCUCCACGGCCAGCCAUGUCCUUGUCCGAGACAACGGAACGAGCUACAAGGACCUGGACGUCAUCUUCGGAGUGGAGCUGCCCAGUCAAGAGGAGUUCCAGGUGAUCAAAGAGUCAGUGCUGGGCUGCCUGCUCGAGUGUCUCCCCGUGGGAGUCAACAGAGAGCGCAUCAGCAGCGCCACAAUGAAGGAGGCCUAUGUCCAGAAAAUGGUCAAAGUCUUCAACGAACAUGACCGCUGGAGCCUCAUCUCCCUGUUAAACAACAGUGGCAAGAACCUGGAGCUCAAGUUUGUGAGCACACUCAGGCGGCAGUUUGAGUUCAGCGUGGACUCCUUCCAGAUCAUUCUGGAUCCUCUCCUGGAGUCCUACAUGCAGCAAGACUCACAGCACAAAAUGAACCUCAAGGACCAGCCCAAGGAUGGUCAGAAAAAAGACUCCUCUUUUGCGCUUAGUCACACGACUCCUCGGGAAACAGAGAAGUCCCCCAGCAGAGACUUAUCGAAGGAAGAAAAGGUUCAGGUCAGCCGGACACAACAGAGGGAUGAAGUUCACGAAAAGGAGUCUCAGACAGAGUUUUCACAAGAAGCUGAAGAUUCAAGCCAGACAAAACUCACAACAGAGAAAAAUGAAGCACCAUCUGUAGGGAUGGAAGAAGUCUCUGAGAAGAAAGAAAAGCUAAACGAGACCAAUCAGACAUCUCCGCACCUUUCAUCAGAAAAGAAACAAGCCUCUGGGGAAGCUGAAGCCCCAGCUCUGGCUGAACUCAGACACGAGCCGGAUCUCUUAGAUGAGACUGAACCCUCAAUAAAGGUAGACCAGUCAGACCAAUUAAAGCUCUGUGACAGCCAACAACCAGCACAUUUAAAUGAUAAGGAACUCUCUGUCCAAGGAGAACUGACAAGCCACGCAAAUGUGCCUGGCGAACAGAGAGAACUCACAGGGCAGAUGGGACAUUCUGAUACGCUCAACGCCCCCAAAAAAGCCCAGGCAGAGUGUCUAAUCCUAGCAGAGGAGCAACCUGAUAAAACAAACUUAUCUGAGAGUUUGAGAGAGGAUCAGAGAAGCAAUGAGGCAGAUAAAACUCCACUUGUGUCUCCUCCAGACUCUAGCACAUCUUCAUCUACAAAGACAGAGACACAGUUAGAGGAUGAAAGAGAAGCAGAAACAGAGAACAGUGAGGAUGUCGAAGCAAAGAGGGAAAAUGUCCCCGAACUGAGUGAAAUCACAGAACAGAUUUCAGCCUUGGAGGAAAAACAUGUAGAAGACACACAGAGUAUUGAUUGUUCCUGCUCCACCUCUUCCACACUUACACUUGGCAACACACAAUCUGCUGACAAAGAGGAUACACAGGAGAGCCACAGCACACAACACUCAGAUAACUCAGAGAAAAGCGCUAACUCACUUGAUGCCAUCAGCCCUACAGAUACUCAGGAUAUUUUACCUGCACCACCUAGCCUUAUUUGUGAUAAAAAGACCUCUUCCCCUCCCUCUGGUAAGGUCUCAGAAAGACUGUCUCACAUGGUGGUGCUCAAACACUCGUCUCCCAAACCCCCUCGUAGAAUGUGCCGAAAGGUUGCACCCAAUUCCAACCCUUACCCAUUAUCAGAAAGCGAACUACUUCCUCCACCGUGUGUAGAUUUUAACCCUAUCCCCGAGCCUGAAUCCGAUACCGCCUUUGACCCAAACCCGGCACAUCCCAGUUCAGACCCAACAACUAUCCCAGCAACUAUUAUAACUGAUAGGACAAUUCCUUCGCUGGAUCCUAAUCCUUCCAUUAAACUAUCUUCCAACCCCGACGCUACGUCCGCUCCUGAUCCAGCCCCUGACAUAAUCUCCACCCCAGCUAGGGAUCCCAUGUUGGCUUUACCCCUGGAGACAGCUUCGUCACAGAAAAUCAUGAAGGGCUCAUGCGAAACAACUCCAAAAGAGACGCUAAACACAGAUGUUUUUGAUGAGCCAAGCCAGUCCUCCACCAGAGACAUUUUCUCUGAACUCAAACAGUCAGAACCUCUCGGUGCAGAGACAACCCCAGUUUCACAGCCUGAUACGAAUAGCUCCAACAGGGAAGAACCUGUAAACACCACUGAUGGUGAUACUGUAACAGAAGAGCAGAUCAAAAACAUUAACCUUAAUCACCCAAACAUCAGUCCACGAGAUAAUGCACCAAGUUCCCCCACCUCUUCCCUCUGUGUCACCCCUCCUGUGUUAAAUCUCUCCCCUCCGUGCCUCACCCCCUCACCCCCCAGCCCUAGCCCUCCUCCAUGUCUAACACCGCCUUCUCCAAUGCUAAGCCCCAUGAGUCCAGCUACCAGCUUUAGUUCUCCCCCUCUGAGUUUCAGCCCGACCUCAUCCUCUCUGAGCUCACCUCCUUACCUCACCCCUAUGCUCAACCUUAGCCCUCCUCCAGUCUGUAUCACUCCACCUUCCCCCUGCCUCAGCCCUCCCCUGCUCUGCCUUACUCCACCUGUGGAGUUGGAGGACCGUGCACCGCAGCUAACUGCAGACAUGGAGUCUUUGAUACUCAGUGCUGAGGAUAAUGAACAGGUUCAACAGCCCUCCCCUCAUGCAGGAGUCCCUCAGUUGGACCUGGAAGAUAAAAAGGAACACGAGUAUAUCUCAUCAUUGCCUCAGGUUGACAAGCCUGUCUCUUUUCCAAUCACAAUUCCAAGCUCCACCUCCCAUGUGUUGCCUCACUGCCCAUCUGGAGACUUAGGGGAAACUGACCCUCCGAAAGCCACUGAGCCAUCCAACUCUGUGCCUGAGAAAAAAGAGCCCCCUAAGGUAACCACAUACAUGUCUGGGGAGUGCAACACUCCCCAACCACUAGACUCAGUCCCUGCUGUUGAGGUCCUGGCAGAGAGCAUGUAUGGUGACUUUGAGGCGGCGAUGGACCACCUUCGUUAUCGUCUGAUCGCUACUAGAAAUCCUGAGGAGAUCCGAGGUGGGGGCUUGUUGAAGUACAGCAACCUGUUGGUUAGGGACUACCGGCCGGCCAGCGAGACUCAGAUAAAGACACUUGAGCGCUACAUGUGCUCACGCUUUUUCAUCGAUUUCCCUGACGUUCAGGAGCAGCAGAGGAAGAUCCUGUCGUACUUGAAGAACCACUUCAUUGGCGAGGAGAGGAGCAAGUACCAGUACCUGAUGACGCUGCGUCGCGUGAUAGAUGACAGCACAGUGUGUCUGAUGGGACAUGAGCGCCGUCAAACACUCAACAUGAUCACUGUGUUGGCACUGAAGGUUCUUGGAGAGCAGAACAUCAUUCCCAACACAGACCAUGUGACAUGCUUCUACCAGCCUGCCCCGUACCUCGCUGAGCACAGCGCCCCCUAUCUGGCAGAACCCAGCUACUGCAGCUACUACUUACCCCAAGGAGGAUCAACUCUGUUAUACCAACCUUACCCUUUACACCUGCACCCACAGACUGGACUAGUCUGACACCCCCAUGCGCAUGCACGUACACAAAACACACGAUUGAGCAAGAAGAUUGUUCUUACCACGAGGGAAGAGCUGGAGAAUGGAAACUAUAAUGCAGGGAUUAACUGUUUGGUCUAUAAUAGACCUGUAGGGGAGGGAUUGAGUGGGUUUUUACAUAAAACCCCCGGAGUCUAUAAGGUUCUAAUACGAUUAUAUAUAAUUAUCUGGGCUUUGUGGGAAAAUAAUAAUUCUUCCAAUAUUGUUCAAAUUCCAGAAAAAUGCUGUAUGCACUUCAUGAGUCAUAGCUCUUUGGUCUCCCUGGGAAACCAGUUGUGCUGUUGACAUUCACACACACACACACACACACACACACACACACACACACACACACACACACACACACACACACACACACACACACACAUGAAAAUGAACUUCCAGGUUCUUAAAUUCUUGUAUACUCUUUCCAUGUUCUUACUGUGUUGUUCUUAUUGGGUUUGUUCAGAAUGUGGACCUUGCCUGUGGUUGAUGUUGUGCAUGGAUACGUUAGGACUGUUUUCUCACUGCCAAAUACUGUGUGAAUACUAUGCUUCUCAAGCAGUUUCAUGUAACUUUGUUAUUCCUCUUGAAAGUGGUUGUAUUCUGAAAAAAUACAGGGAGGGACGAGUCUAUCUGCGUGUGCAGUAUUUUUCAAAAACACACACAGACACACACACACACACAACUAAACAUGGAAUACUUCAUGCACACAAAGUUAGACAAUGCAUGAGUGACUAAAUAGAUCUCAUUUAAAGUCAAAGCAAAUGCUUUUAAUUUAUUAGAAAUGGAUCUAUUUUUGCACGAGUUUCCAGGAUUAAACUGUUGGGUUAGUUCCUAAUGAAGAAUAUCAACAACAAUGCCUUUGGUGUAGACUGUACAGUAUAUUGGUUACAGUAUAUUGUGUGCAAAUGCAAUGCAUUGUUUUCAGGUAAAUUGUGUUCAAAUGUAGUGUUUGGUUCCUUUCCCUUGUGUAGUCAUUUCUGUAAUCAUGUGAAGUAUUGUAACAUCUGGUGUUACUUUCUUUGAUGCUAACGUUUACUCUGUGGAGGCGGUCAGGUUCCAAGCAUCUUUGGGUCAUCUCUAAACAAGGUAGAUGCAGAUAUGUCUAAACAGACAGACUUCAACUUAUAGGAUUCCUCUCUGAUUCGCGCCAGAACCAACUUGAAACAACUUCAGAUAAUCUGUUUAAAGUCGUGCAACAGCAACUAUGACCAAAGAUGGUUAAGUAGGGAAAUCAAGUGCCUAAAUGUGAGACAUCAUCGGCGUGUCUUUUUCUCACUGCACUGUGGGUGUUA